AAUUAUUUCUUUUAACAUGAUUCAUUUUUAAAAUAUUGAUUUUUGAUCUCAAUCCCGGCUCGCUGCCACCCCCGAGCCCUGCUGCAACGGGCAAAAACUACAAAAUAAUUAUAAAACACCGGAUAAUUAUAAUAAUUCCAUUAACGAUCGGAAAUAUUUCUAAUUAAAAUGAUUCCGUUUUAAUUCUAUUUCACCAAUAACACAAAGUAUUUCCACCCAACGGGGCUGCUCUGAAAGCAAAGCCGCUGAGAGCCUCCAAACGAGAAACAGAAUUUAUCAGAAAAAGGGAAAAAAACCCCAAAUAUUUGAAAUAAUUAAAAAAAUAAAUAAAUAAAUUAAUUCAGAAACCGAGUCAGAAUGCUGUGCUUCCGCCGGAAGUUGCCGCUGACGCCGCUGCGGGAAGAACUUCCGCCAGUACUUCCGCCAGUACUUGCGCCAGGCGCGGCUCCUGAUUGGCGCGGUCCUGCCGCCAUCUUGGCCGGCAGCAAUCCGCCCCUCUGUAGUUCGGGGCCUUUCCGCGUGUGCCGCUCCCGGGCAUCAUCCUCCGGCACCGGAGCGUCCCCAGGGCGUCCCCCGUGAGCAUGGAGCCCCGAGAGCUGCUGGAGCUGCUGGUGGCCGUGGUGGCCAUCUUGGGCGAGCUGGUGACCACUGUGGCAGGGCCGAACAGGGACGUGAUGCUGGCCGUGUCCCGAGGGUCCCUGUGCAGGGCCCUGAGCAAUUUCACUCUGCACCUCCAGAACACCCUCUGCCACCACCAUGGCACCUCCCUGGGCCCCAGCAGACUCAAGCCCUGGUGGCAAGGCCGUGGUGCCUACCUGGACUUCUUCCAUGACCCCGCCGCGGACGACCGCAGUGUCAUGUUCCUGGGCCACCGCAUCAUCACCUCCCUGGGCCAGGCCCUGGCCAACCUCGGGGCCACCCCUGGGACCACCUGGGCCGAUGUCAGAGCCGCGGCCAGCAACUGGCGGGAGCUGGUGGACACCCUCAUGGAGAGCUGGUCCCGGCUGGCCGAGGAGGCCACCAGGCUCCGCUUCAGCUGGGAGGACGCGGCCACCAGGAGGGGACUGCGGGCGGAGGUGGCCCUGGGGCUGCUGGAGCGCUUGGCGGCCGCGUGUGACAGAGCCGUGGCGUACCCCCGGGAGCUGCGGCGCCGGGUUGCGGAGAUCGAGACCGCCCUGGAGCUGACAACGGAGCCAUGCCCUGAUUUCCGCGCAGCUUUGGAGGCUGCGGUGGCCGAGGCCGAGCAGCUGUGGGAUGCCAGCGCCCUCCUGUUCAGUGAUCAGCUGCAGGGGAUACUUCGUGACCUCCACAAUCUUCUCUCACAAGCCCACGGCGGCCACGGUUACCCCGGUGGCCCCAGCAGCAGUGCAGUGGCCCAGCGGUGCCAAGAGGCCACCGACGAUGUCCCGAGGCUGCUGCAGGCGCGGAGUCGGGACUCCCACGUCAUCGUCGUCGAGCUGGUGUCACCUCUGCAGAGAUUCAUGGACACUGUCAGGUCACUUUGGGAACGCGUGCGGCGGCAGGGGCUGAAUGAGCUGCGCUGAGCCCUGACCCCAGCCCCCCAAAAACCACACCAGCACCUCGUGUCCCCCUGAACCCCCUGGAGCCCAGCCCCCCAAAAACCACACCCGCACCUCCUUGUGU
Passer montanus (Eurasian tree sparrow) is the source of this 1644-nucleotide messenger RNA. RefSeq lists its product as uncharacterized. The record is from RefSeq and is a predicted model, not a curated record. The transcript is spliced from 2 exons. Bases 582 to 1544 code for a protein of 320 amino acids. NCBI's taxonomy places the organism in Eukaryota, Metazoa, Chordata, Aves, Passeriformes, Passeridae.